AUGGACUUCGACAUCACCACCGCGCGCCCCGCGGGCCCGCGCCCCGCCGCCCCGGUCGCGGCGCCCCAACAGCCCGGCGGCACCCAGGCGGGAUCGGCCCACCAUCAUCCGCCCGGCGCGGGCGGCGCCUCGACGUCCCCGCCGGUCGCCCCCGACGACGUCCCCGCGUCCAUCUUCAUCACGGGGGUGUCUCCCGCGGUCAACGACGGGACCCUGCGCGAGUUCCUCGAGUGCUGCGGCCCGCUCCGAUCGCUUGCGCAGUUCGGCGACGUCCCUUUGCCCGGUCAGCCGCGCCAGUACGUGGCCACGUACGCCGACGUCGCCGCCGCGCAAUCCUCCUUAGUGCUCAACAACAUGACGCUCGUGGACCGCCCCAUCACGGUGGUCGCCGCGGAGCGCGCCGUCGGCCCCGGCGGCGUGCUCGAUCUCUCCAAGGGGGGCAGCUCGGCGGUGCCGUCCGGCGCGGACCUCCUCAACCCCCUGGCGUCCAUGGAGCAGGCGGUGAUGACCGGCCUCGUCGAGGAUCCGCUCAAGCUGUGGCGCCAGGCUGCGGAGAAGCUCCCGUCCUGGUUCCCGGCGGGGUACAAGCGAUGCGCCCUGUUCGUCCCCAUCCCGCACCUCAUCAACGGCGCCAUGGCCGCCGCCGAGGCGAGGAUCGAGUUCGAGAAGGAGGUCCGCGACACAGCUGGCGGCCACGUCGACGACAGCGACGUGUCACGAACCGUGUACGCCGGCAACGUCAACAGCUCGAUCACCGAGGACAUGCUCGCGGAUUUCUUCUCCAUCGCCGGUAACGUCACGUACGUCAAGUUCGCCGGGAGCGAGUUCAACCCGAGCCGAUUCGGUUUCGUCGAGUUCGACACCAAGGCGGCGGCGGAAUCCGCCAAGGCGCUCACGGGCACGCAAGUGGCGGAGAUGACCAUCAAGGUGAAGCACAGCAACAACCCGAUCGUGAAGGACCGGAUGCGGAACUUCUGGGGGACGUGCAGGACGGAGCGACGGCGGCGGAUGAGGAGAGAGCGGAAGCGGUUCAAGGAGAAAGAACGGGAGCGGCUUCGAGGGGGCGAGAGCAGCUCGUCAGAGUCCGAGAGCGAAUCGUCGAGCUCGAGCAGCGAGGAGAGGCGGCGAAGGCGAAGGCGGAGGCGGGAGCGGGAGGAGCGCGACGAGAAGCGCGAGAAGAAAAGCCGGGACAAGGAUGCGGACGAGGGCGGCGACGAGAAGGAGAGGAAAUCUUCUCGCGAGAAGAAGGAGGACGCGAGGGAGAAAAAGUCUGACGAGGAGGAGGACGAGAAGAAACUCAGGGAGGAGGCCAGGCGCUCGCGGAAAUCUCGACGGAAGAGCGAGGGGGAGGGCAAGGAGGACGCGGCGUGAUUCGACGGAGCCAAGUUAGCGUGAUGAAUGGUAAUCUCCGAGUUACAGACGAUG
Micromonas commoda is the source of this 1425-nucleotide messenger RNA. RefSeq lists its product with no specific name. The record is from RefSeq and is a predicted model, not a curated record. The transcript has a single exon. Bases 1 to 1371 code for a protein of 456 amino acids. NCBI's taxonomy places the organism in Eukaryota, Viridiplantae, Chlorophyta, Mamiellophyceae, Mamiellales, Mamiellaceae. Gene Ontology annotation, molecular function: RNA binding.